Chelonia mydas (Green sea turtle) is the source of this 6931-nucleotide messenger RNA. It is a transcript of the gene ZNRF2, whose product is annotated as zinc and ring finger 2. The record is from RefSeq and is a predicted model, not a curated record. Bases 135 to 989 code for a protein of 284 amino acids. NCBI's taxonomy places the organism in Eukaryota, Metazoa, Chordata, Testudines, Cheloniidae. The transcript has 5 exons.
CGCCCGCCCUCGGCACAGCCUCGCACGGCGGGCAGAGCGAGCGGUGGGCGGCGGAUGGCGGCGGCGGGGCUGGGCCCCCGGACGGUGGCGGCAGCGGGAGCAGCCGCCGGAGCCAGCAGCGCCCCGAGCGGCUCAUGGUGGCGCCCGAGACCCGAGAGCAGCGGCCGCUCCGGCAACGCCAGCUGAGCCGGAUCCCGGCGGUACCCAGCGCGGGCCGGCCCCCGGCGCUCCCCUCCCCUCGCGGGCUCGCUCCUGCCGGGGUCGCCUCAGGGCAGCGGCGAAGGGCGCCGGGCGGCGCCAGCGGCGGGACGAUGGGCGCCAAGCAGAGCGGCCCGGCCGCCGCCAACGGCCGCACCCGGGCGUACUCGGGCGGGGACUUGCCCUCCGGCAGCGGCGGCGCCGGCGGGCGCUCGGCGGGGGCCGGCGGGCGAUACGCGCCGGUGGCGCCCCAGGCAGCCCCCGCGGGCUCGGCGGCGGGAGCCGCGGCCGCCGCGCCCGUGGCGGCGCCCCGGAGCAGGUCCCUCGGCGGGGCGGCAGCCUCCGGGGCCAGGGCCGCCCAGUCAGCCUUCAGCAUCCCCCACAGCAGCGGCCCCUACGGCUCGCAGGACUCGGUGAACAGCGCGGCUGAGGAGGGCGGCCGGGGGCGGCCCGCAGGGGGCGGAGGACACGGCGGGCCCCGGCUCGUGAUCGGUUCGCUGCCAGCGCACCUCUCACCGCACCUGUUCGGAGGAUUCAAGUGCCCUGUAUGUUCAAAGUUUGUAUCUUCAGAUGAAAUGGAUUUGCAUCUUGUGAUGUGUUUGACGAAGCCAAGGAUAACCUACAAUGAGGAUGUACUGAGUAAAGAUGCUGGGGAGUGUGCAAUAUGCCUGGAAGAGCUGCAGCAGGGGGAUACUAUAGCACGACUGCCUUGUCUAUGCAUAUAUCAUAAAGGCUGCAUAGAUGAGUGGUUUGAAGUAAAUAGAUCUUGUCCUGAACACCCUUCAGAUUGAGACCAACAAGAUUCCUCUUUUGUAGCUUCUUACAUGGAUCAGAAAAUGUAGAGGAUUUGAGAUUGUCUUUGAACACAAAUUUGAGAACAUACGUGGCUUCAGACUUGUGUUCCUGUGUAUCUGGAAAAGGCAACCAUAGACAAUCGUGUGGAACAAAAACUGCAGAGUCCAAUUGCUUGCCAGUAGAGUCAGCAUACCAAACAUGCAUAUAAAGGACACGCAGGGAUUUUGAAAAUGCUGCACAUCCUGUAACAAUCUUCUCGCCACAGAUGUUAUUGAUGAUUUGUACUUGAAAGGCCAAAGUGACUAAUUUCAGUCUAACUUUUAAGUUCUCUGCCGAAGCAGGUUAUGGUUGUCUCUCUUCUUACCCAAAUGGAAACUGAUGCAUUCUAAAUCAACACUAUCUGAAACAUUUUCGUGAGGAUCACCAUAUUUUUGAGUGGAAGUGUUUUAAUCUUCUCUUAGGCUGAAGAAGAGUAAAUGGCAAGCAGUCUAGCAGUGUGACCUUAUUCACUGAACUCACACCCAGUCCUCAGUACAUUCUUCACCUUCAAGAACAGGAAAUGAAAACUACUUCCACAUAGGAAAACUGUAUUUCAAAGUUUUUUUUAAACUAAACCUUUGUCAGAAUGCUGUCCAAAGAGUAAAACCAAGGCAGGUGACUAAUUUAUAUUGAUCGAGCUAUAGAAUUGUUGAAAUCUGUAUGCUGUAUUGCUAUUUAAGUGUACUAAAAUUUCUCUGUUUUACAGCUUGUGGUUAAAAAAUGCAGCAAAGCAUAAUCUUGCAGCUAUGCAAUUUUUUUUAAUGGGAGAAUUUACCAAUUUUAAGUGCUGCCAGUUAAGGUAAUUUGUUUAACGGGUAUUUUUUUUAAAUGUUUCAGGUAAUUAUUUUAUUGUACUACUUUCAUCUCCAGGCUGCCUCUUUAGGUUUAGGGGAAUAACUGCGAAAAUGGGCACGGUGAAGUUUCCUAGGCAUUAGAGUAAUGAUAUUACAUGGGGGCGGGAUUUGCAUUAACUUUUGAAACACUUUUAUACGUAAAUUUUUUAAUUGAAAUUUUCUUGAUAGCAGAGCCAUAGUAAUUUGCACCUAACAUCACUUAUCUGUUUAUGUGGACAUUAGCAUUGGCAGUAUUUUUAACAUGCACCUGCAUUUGUUUAAUUUAUUACUAUAUUACUAUAUUUGUCUUACCAGGGCUUAUCAAACAUGGGAUAUCCAUAGGGGGAAACAGCAAACAAAAUGUGGAUAAAUAUUAGUUCCUAUAAAACAUCAUAAUUAAAAAACAAAACAAAAUGGAACAGAUAUCAUGGCUGAGAAGGAAAACAUUACUUUAUUUCAAGGACAGAUAUGAAGCAGCUUCUGAAUUUUCACAUUAUAGGGAUGGAUUAUGAAUAGUUAUUAGUGACUGCAAUUUUUAGUUAAGUUUCAACAGCAAAAAUAAAUUACACAACACCUUUUUCUUAAGUGUCUAAGUAUUGUCUUGUGUGCUCAAUUUGGCUUGCAUUGUAUUCUUAAGUCUAUAUUUUUCUCCUCUGUUGCUGCUGUUUCAUAUUAAAAAUGGCAAGUAAAGGAGCAACUGCUGCAACCCAGAAGAAUUAGUGCACUGCACACUAUAAGAAUCCCCCAUUUUGCUUGUCAAAUGUCUUUAGUCUAGAAAACCUUUUUCCUUAAACUUUAUGCUGUGAAAUGCCUUUUGCUAUGCUGCAAAUCUGAUGCAAUCAAAACUGGUUAAUGCUGACAACUGACAGUACAGUUUCCACGGGCCUUUUUUCCUUACAUAAUCACUCUCAAUUGAAUCUAUAGUUAUAGGUCCCAAUCAUACUCUCUUUGACUUCAGUGGGAGCAGGAUCAGACUCUGACGUGUUUUAAACUGUGAAGACACAUCAAACAAGCUCUCCUGACAAAUGUCUGACAGUAGUUUCCAGUAUAGGUUCUGUUGUUGCAGGGAAUUGUUUUGCUUCCUUGUAUUAAGGAGAAAAAGUUACAGCAGCUGUAAUAUUUUACUAGGGACCUUGCUACCUAGAGGCUUACUUUCCUGGUAUUUUGAAUCACAUCUUCUGAAAGUAAUUUUUUUGCAUUUAUAUUGACUUAACAUUUGUUGUUGGCUUCGUGCCAUACAAUGUCAGUGCACAAUACACUUUAGUGCUCAUCAUCCUCCAUCCACAACGAACUAUGGGCUCAACUGCUAGAGCAGAAAUUCCUCUGUAAUUUACAAUGAAAGUUUGGCGUGUUUUGGUGUCCUGUGCUUCAAGGUUGUAGGUAGUCUUUGGUUUAGGGAUUAAGUCGAUCAGUAUUUAAACAUGAAUCUGUUUACCAUUUAUGCGUGAUUUCAGUAGUUCACUCUUUCAAUUCAUCUGCUGCUUUUUCAAAACCUGAAUCUUUUAAAUUUAAAUGAAUAAGUAAACGGUUGAAAGGACAAACUUCCCAGCAUUUAUCAUCACUGUCAGAAGUUUAAGGCCAGCGUCCAUGCUGUAGUUGAAACAUGCCAGCAGCUGUCACUUUUAUAUAUCGUGGUUACUUGCAGGUUUGCCCCCCUGGCCAUUGGAGAGAGUGGAUUUUUUUGGUCUGUUUGGGGUUGUUAGGAUGGCUUCAGUCCUGGGGCCUAAUCCUAGAUUCCUGGUUCAUCCAAAACACCUUCUGAAGUCAAUGGAAGUUUUGGCUGAGCCAAGGAAAGAAGGGUUAGAUCCUUACUGUGAACAAAGCUUGGAACAAUAUGGAAAGAUUAAACAAAAGCUUGUAUUCAGAACUCCUUGUGGAAGUUCAUGUAUGUAAGCUUUCAUCUCAAACUAUUUUGUCAAUAUUAUGAAAAAAAUUUGUGUACACAUAACUACAUAAUUAAGCCUACCCUCAUUUUAAAAAUAUCCCCUCUCCAAGGUCUUGGACCACUGUGCUUCAAUAGGGGAAAAAGUGUUCACUCUUUGAGUAGAGGAAGACCACACUUCCACACAUUAGAAGCCAAUAGGUUAUGAUAAAAUUUAGGUGUGCCACAUUUUCUGCUUGUAAAUAUAUAGAUUACCAAUUUAUAUUGCUUCAGUUUUUCUUUCAUCUGACCUAUAUCUUGCCCAAGUAUGUAAGAGUGAACUAAUUCCCAUACUCAGGUUUGCCAUAUACAUACUGCUUACUGGAAAGAGAAGAAAAGACAUGAAAUGUGAAGUUUUUCAAAACCUCAUUAUAUAACAAAUGUCUCAAGUAAAAGCUUUGUUUAAAGGUGAUAGGGAGUAGUUAUGAUUUGGGUUUUAUAUGAUCAUCCCAUAUGGUAUCAGAGAGCCAUGCUGCUAACAGUUACAGGACUGUGAUUAUCCUGUCUUUUGUAUCUUUAAUGCAUCUGUUAUCACUUAUGUUUUAAAAAGUGAGCUAGUUUUCCCUGUGCAUGUACUCUAGACAUUGAUUUGAGUGGAAUGUAAAAGGAAAGAUGGUGAGCCUACUUCAGAUUUGCAGUAUUUUAUUUGGGGAAAAAUGAGUUUAAAUAGAUUAUAAACUAGAGCGUCUCCCAAUUCUAGUGUGCAAGGGGAAGUGUACUGCAGUAUUUCUAAAUGGGGCAUUUGAAGGUAACCCACAAUGGUGAGAGUGAAUUCUUUGUGAUCUUUUUUGCUUCUUUAUGAUGUAAAGGGGGCUUUAUGAUUUAAAAAAACAAACUCCCCUGAAAGAUUACAGGUAUCUUGGUUUGAGUUCCGUUUUUGCUAUAGGACUUGAGAGCUAGUAAGAUUAUGACCUCACAAAAGACUAAAACCUAAGCAAUUGUGGGGAAAAAGAAUUCUGCAUCCAAACUUUUGAAACUUUGUUUUGGUUAUAAUAUCUAACUCCUCCUGACAAAAACUUGGGAGAAAAGCUUUCUUGCUGGAAGAUUGAGCACGACUACUCUUUUAUUUGAGGGCUUAAGAUGUUCCCUCUUCAAUCUUCCAGGGAAAAAAGUUAAAACAUAAUAUCCUUGAUAUCUCUAAGGAAACAGGGACAAACAAUAUUUUUUAAAAUGCAGUUGCUUUUAGUUCCUUUCCAAGUCUCUGUGAAUCUGAGCUGCUUUAUCACAUGGAAUAGAAUGAUUCCACUUAGAUUCAGUGUAGCUGUUUGUAUUUGCUAAUUCUGUGGUAGAGAGGGAGUUUUCUGACCGAAUACAGAAAUGCUAACAUGAAGAUUCUGAGUUUAUCCAUGCCAAUGGGUAAUCUCAGCUCUGAUUUGACCAGGGCAAAAUUUUGCUGUUCAUGCUUCGGUCCCUCAAACUUUAUGCAUAAGCUUCAAAACUUUCUUCUUUUCUUCCUCCUCCUACCCCAACAUGCUAUAUGAUUUUUAGGAAUUUAUUCUACCCCUCUUCUUUGGACAAAGCUCCCAUUGAUGUCAGUUAGAAAUAUAUUACAUCAUCUCAUUGGAAGAGGAACGGUUGUCAGAACUCUUGUUUCAACCACUUCUAAGGUGCUUUUGUCAGUGGGUGCAGCUUGCAUCAGUUAAGUUUUUGCCAUCUGAAAUGGCCUGAGGCAGGAGAUUCUAAACAAAACAGUGGCCACGCUUUCUUUAUGAGGUAUGAAAUUCUUUAAGAACUGGCACUGUGCUCUAUUGCACAUGUUGAAUAGAGAAGUGCAUUGCUCACUUCUAAAAUUAGCUUUGUCAUGACAGACAUUCAAGCUGUUUUCCCUGUUGGAAUGGAGGACCCUGACUGUGCUUUAGGUGUGCAUUUGUCUGGUUUUUGGUUGUGCUUCCGAAAUUGAAACUGAGGUUUUGAAAUCCUUGUUCCAGAAAUUUCUCAGGCCACUGUACAGUGUUCUAAAGACUACAGGCUAACUUACUUUCCUAAUGGGUAUGUUGGAGUCACAGACUGGAUAAAUUGUAAACUGACUUAAUGAGAGGCAUUACUAGUUAAUGGAAGAUUUUCUCCGAUAAAUAACUAUAGCAGAUUUGCAUUGUCAGAAGAUUGGACUUGAUUGGCUUGUAUGCCUUUGCUGGCUCUGGCAUCGAUGAUCCUUUCCCUAACGAGUUGCCAAUGUACAGUAGCUAGCGUGCCUACUGCCUACCUGUUUGCUAAUUGCUCAUCUCCUUGUGUCAGCUCCUAAUUAACAUGUUUGUAUGAGACUUUUGCCCUGGGGUCUGCUUUGACAAAGGUUUUCAAUGAUAAGAUUGAGUAGACUCUGGCAGAGUUUCAAAUGUAAGUAAAUCUGUCCGCCCGUCAGUAAAUAGUUCUCGUUUCCUCAGAAGCUCUCCUUUUUUCUUUUUUUUAAACCCUUAUUUUGUUAUAUGGGAAAGUAUUUGAAUGGUAAAUAUAGGUGGUCACAAGCUCCCAAGGGUUAUGAUAAUUAAUGGGUACAUCCAGGUGUAUGGUCAUGUAUAUAAGGGGUUCUGUUAAAAUACAUGUCAAAAUAAAGCUGAAGUGUUGAUCGUUGUAUAGCAGAUAACACUCUUCUCGCUGACUUUGCCAAACUGUUGCACUUGAGGAGUUGGGGGCAGCUCAGUUAUUGAUGGGAUGUUUUAAUGAAUGUCUUAGUUUAAAAACUUCAACCUAUUUUAACAAGUGGUGAUUCAGCCUGGAACCUUUCCACUUGCCUGAGAAACUCUCAUACUCUCUUCUUACCAUUAAGCAGCAAUCUGAUGGUAGAAGAUGAAGUGUAGCCACCGGUUCACGUACCUGUUUCCACAAAAUUAAGCGUCCACAAAGUGCUAGAUGGAACUCUGUAAUAGUUUAUGAAUGCUACAAUUAUUUGUAAUGGUAAUGGACAAGAAGUCUUCCUUCAUUACCUUGAGCAUAAGUAAGAAUGUAAUUUGCAAUGUAAAACAUGUUUGUAAAUUUUGUAAUUGAGCAGUAUGAUUGGAAGAUGACUUGUGUUGGGGUACAUUUUUUGAUGGUCUGUCAAUAUGUAAUCAUGAAUUAAAUAUUUUUUUAUUGAUUUUAGGUUAAAUGUUUAACAUUCCAUUUAUGUAAAAUAUGUACAAAUAUAUGUAAUAAAUCUUUUGAAGCCACA